CAGAAGCUGCAGCUCUUGACCUUCUCGCUCUUCCUGGGUGUCUACCUGGCUGCCCUCCUGGGAAACGGCCUCAUCAUCAUCACCAUAGCCUGUGACCACCACCUCCACACCCCCAUGUACUUCUUCCUCCUCAACCUCUCCCUCCUUGACCUUGGCUCCAUCUCCACCACUGUCCCCAAAGCCAUGGCCAAUUCCUUGUGGGACACCAGGAACAUCUCCUUCUCGGGAUGUGCUGCCCAAGUCUUUCUGUUUCUCUUUUUUGUUUCAGCAGAGUAUUCUCUUCUCACUGUCAUGGCCUACGACCGCUACGUUGCCAUCUGCAGACCCCUGCACUACGGGACCCUCCUGGGCAGCAGAGCUUGUGUCCACAUGGCAGUAGCUGCCUGGGCCACUGGGUUUCUCAGUGCUGUGCUGCAUACGGCCAAUACAUUUUCACUGUCCCUCUGCCACAGCAAUGCCCUGGACCAGUUCUUCUGUGAAGUUCCCCAGAUCCUCAAGCUCUCCUGCUCAGACGCCUACUCCAGGAAGGCUGGGCUUCUUGUAUUUGCUUUUUCUUUAUCUUCAGGGUGUUUUGUGUUCAUUGUGGUGUCCUAUGUGCAGAUCUUCAGGGCCGUGCUGAGGAUCCCCUCUGAGCAGGGACGGCACAAAGCCUUUUCCAUGUGUCUCCCUCACCUGGCUGUGGUGUCUCUAUUUCUCAGCACUGGCAUAUUUGCCAACCUCAA
Messenger RNA from Tauraco erythrolophus (red-crested turaco), 722 nucleotides. NCBI's taxonomy places the organism in Eukaryota, Metazoa, Chordata, Aves, Musophagiformes, Musophagidae. The record is from RefSeq and is a predicted model, not a curated record.